This is a messenger RNA of Electrophorus electricus (electric eel), 4146 nucleotides long. It is a transcript of the gene pdgfbb, whose product is annotated as platelet derived growth factor subunit Bb. NCBI's taxonomy places the organism in Eukaryota, Metazoa, Chordata, Actinopteri, Gymnotiformes, Gymnotidae. Gene Ontology annotation, molecular function: platelet-derived growth factor receptor binding; growth factor activity. Gene Ontology annotation, biological process: positive regulation of MAP kinase activity; positive regulation of ERK1 and ERK2 cascade; positive regulation of protein autophosphorylation. The record is from RefSeq and is a predicted model, not a curated record. Gene Ontology annotation, cellular component: membrane.
GCUAAUCAAGUCAGCACGGUUAGCACGCGCUCAGCGUUUGAUAUUGAUAAGCCUCCAUGGAAAAGACUAAAAGACUCACCAAUUUAUGUCGAUUCCCGCAAGACCAACGCAAGAACAUGGACAGAAGAGAGAUCGUUAUGCAUUACGCAAGGAGUAAUUUGUAAUGAAAUUCAUAAAACGUAUAUGCGUGGUUAACGGAGUGGAGCUGAAGUUUAGGAUUUCGCAGUGAACAAGAGACAACAUCACCAUCAAGAAGACAUUAAACUAAAAACUUUAUUUUAAAUUAUGGUAGCACAAACUGUCUGCACAUUUUUUCUCUUUUUUGGCAUAGACUCAGGACAAUUAUUCAUGCUUUACUGUGUCAUCUGAAGUUUCUGGAUUUUAAUAUGAUAAUUCCCAAUCCAUGCCCUGUGGUAGUGAUAGCUACACUACGUAGGUUUGAGUUUUAAAGGAAUUUCACACCUGUGAGACUUACAUUUAGUGUUCAAUUUUAAAACUAGUCACUGUAAUCAACAAAUUAUCUUCAAAGGGACUUUAAAUGGACCGCUUUCUCAUCAGAAAAGAGACUCAUUCGGCCGUCGAGGGCAAUUUGAGUGUUUACUUACAGAGUGGAAUUUCGAGCCUGCAUCGCUGACUUCCACAGAGCGAUUAAUUACUGGCUAUUUGCUCGUGAGCCGCUGUCCCCCAACCCGAGUGCUGAGAAGAGAGCGACUCGUGCGUCUCUAAAUGCACGUGUCUCUCGCGGAGGUUCGCGGCAGGGCAGCAAGAUGAGUUUGAGGGUUUGGCAGCUCGCGGUGCUGGCGGCGUGUCUGCGGCUUGGCAGCGCGGAGAGGGAUCCUCUCCCUGUAGCUCUGGCUGAGCUAGUGAAGAGUGGCUCUGUCUCCUCUGCAGAAGAUCUGGAGCUGCUGCUGCUCUCUGACUCCGUAGAUGUUGAUCCAGAAAGCUACCAUGGCAACAGCACCAACAAUCGACUGCCAAGGAGUCUUCUGGAUGCCCAGCCAGCACAGCAGGCCUUGUGUAAGGUGAGGACGGAGGUCAUGGAGGUCACCCGCUCUAUGCUGGAUCGCAGCAAUGCUCACUUCCUGUUAUGGCCGCCAUGUGUAGAGGUGCAGAGAUGCUCGGGCUGCUGCAACACAAAGAACCUGAAGUGUGUGCCUGUACUCACUCACACACGUUACCUACAGGUGAUGAAGAUCCAGUAUGCCAACAAGCGGCCAGUUUAUGACAAAGCUGUGGUGUCCAUCAGCGAUCACGUGGAGUGCCGCUGUCAGCCUGCACCGCGUCCUACUCCUCGCAAGAAGUCUCCUGCACACAAGCAGGAAGUAAAACAUCGUACAGGUAAACUUCGUUACAAAGAUGAGCUGCACCACCAGGAUGAGCUCAAACACAACCAGAGGCUCCGGCUGGAGGACCUGCUCAGUCACAGCUGGCCACCCAGGGAGAAGCUCACCGCCUUAGUAAUGUCCACCGGCUUUCUCCCUUCAGAUGCUCAUGAGCUUGAUCCUGGAAAUGAAGACUGGAGUCAUAACAAGACAGAACAUCCGUGGAGCACAGGUCAUUACCAUGGAGAUGGGAAGAAGUAUAAUGGCAGCUCCAGUAGUACAAGACGAGGGUCUUCUGAGAAACUGACCAUUCCCCUGCCCAAUCACACAGAGAGAGAAAAGCCAGAGGCAGGUUUAACACUCCACAAUGUUACGAGGCCAGGAGAGACACAAAGAGAGAAAGAGCAAUUGCAUAAGGACAAUGUAGAAGUAGUGAAAACUAUAAUGUUUAACCACAGGCUGAUGAAUCAAACAUAUAAAAGGGGGAUAAACCGCACUGAAAUGAACAGUGAGUCUAGUUCGCAAGCACAGACUGAUCAGAACCUGAAGCACAAUGACCCUCCUGCAAGGCCGACCAGUCAGACAUACAGGCCUGCUCCUUGCCCCAAAGACGGGACCAAUCAAAAGCUGCAAGGAAAUGAGGCUCCAGAGACAGAGAAGACACAGGAGGAGAAAGAAGGGAGGCAGAGUAACUCCGCCCUGCUGAAGGAGAAGGAGGCGCUAGAGGAGGAGAAAGAGGAGCUGCUUGUGCUGCAUAAACUCCUCGAUGAAGAAAAGCAAAAGCAUCUCCUAAAAACACAACUCAGUGACCAAGAGAAGCAGACAGAGCACCAGCCACAGCAUAAACACCAUCACACCUAUACGACCACACAACAAACAGAAACCACAUCUGCACUGGCAAAAGUGUCCCCACCCCACCCACCCGCCCGCACACACCCCCGACCGCCCCCUCGACCGCCCUCUCGUCCCUCCAAGAAACGGAGGAAACAACGCAACCGCAUCAGCAAGGCCGCCAUGAGGGCAAUGCUUAUGUAGUGUGCAAUGAUGUGUAAGAUGCCAUGAUGGUGCAGGCAUUGGCACGUUCCUGAAUAUUGCCAUUAUUCAUGUGUUUAUAUCCAUGGACGUCCACACACAGUAGUACUAAUCCUCAUCUAACAACCAUGUUCUUGGGAGAACAUUUGAUGGACAUUUGGGAGUUGAGCUACAUUUCCACCCUUUUUCCCAUGACAUAACCAUGAGUUUAUGGAGAAGGAUGUAUAAAAAUGAAAGUGUGCUGUGGAUUGGGACAGACAUGGUGGCAGUGUGCACCUCAUUAUAACCUGGGGCAACAACCUCUGUCUCUGUCCUGUACCUGGCAUGCUAGGAAAUAUGUAGUACAUAUUGGACAUGAGAAAAAGGUCUAGAAGCUUUCUGCAAUGGAAAAGACUGGACUAGAAUCAUUCAAGAAUGGGAUUGACUGGUCUGAAACCCCUCUGGAUUAAAAAGAGUGAUCUGUAAUCUUUAAGGAAUUGAAAAGACUGGUAUAGACGCUAUCUGGAAUGAAGAUACAAGUCUUGAAAUUCUUUGCAAAGGCAAAGACCUCUUGAUGCUUCAUGGAAUGACAAGACUGGUCUAGAAACCAAGAAAAAGAUACAGGAGCAGCUCACAUGAAUACAUAUUAUGCUCUAGUGUAUUUCACGAGUGCAAAGCUUAAUAACAUAGCUGUUGUACUGUGCUGUAACCUGGUUUCUCAAGUAACUGAUCACUGGAGCCUUGACUAGUGUGGCUGGUAUGCCAUUAUGUGUUUCAUCAGGGUGUGGCCAGCAUCACCUCAUCCAGGUGUGAGCUAAACAUAGAUCACUGGCAUUAAUUAAAGAAGAGCAUUUUCAUUCAUCCUUUUCAUUCAGUCAUGAAAAAGAGACUGGCAGAGUCUAAGACCAUGCAGCAGAUUCCAGAAUUUCAUUUACCAACACAGAGUGAAACAAUCAAAAUAUAUGUAGUAUUUGCAUUAUUUGUUAAUGUCGAGGUUCUUAACUCAUGCAAUAUUGAAGUUCCAACCACUUAAUAGAUACUUAUAUAUUAUGUAACCAAAAACACAAUACUUUUGCUUUAUUUUUCUAUUUAAAUUUUAUAUUAUUUAAUUUGACUGUUAACACUGGAAAUUCAUAAAAGUCAGAUAAAGGGAUUGCAAUUUUAUUUUAUUAAUCCAGACUUCUUUAAAUAUGAAGGUGCUACCUUAUGAUAAGAAAACAGCUUUACCGUUAUUUAUUCUCUUUGGAUAUCUUCAUAAUUAGUUUCCAUUCCUAAUUUCAUUUAUUUGGACCUCUGCACUCUGUUAAAUGUGUGUAGAGGAUGUCGUUUUGUCUCCAGAACACCUCUGCACAUGUCACCUAAGGAGGCUGUGUGUGCAUAGGACUGUCACAAAGGAAAAUAAAACACUAAACUAACCUGGUUGACAUAACCUACAGUUUUAAAAUUGACCAUUUGCUUUUUAUGCUGCCAUACUUGGUAACUGUUAUUAUAAAAUAAUGCAAGGCAACCAGACUGCAAAACAAACAUCAGAAAUAGUGGAAGUAUUUGAUUUUUUUAUUUAAUUUUAAAAACAUACUUCCUGCAACUCCUUGCUCAGUAAGUGCCUUUGUCUUUGCACAUAAUUAUGUUAGAUAUAGGACACUGGUUACCAAAGACCAAUGAAAAUAGUCCCAGUUUGUCCUACUGUGGUCUGUUUGUGCGUAUGUAUGUGUGUAAGUGUGUGCAUGUGUGCUGUGUUUUUUCUGUUUACUUUGUGUAGAGUGGCUUACCGUUCAUUCAGUCAAAAAUAAAUUUGACUUUUUCUUGUUCUGUA